Chara braunii is the source of this 1137-nucleotide messenger RNA. NCBI's taxonomy places the organism in Eukaryota, Viridiplantae, Streptophyta, Charophyceae, Charales, Characeae. The record is from the annotation of a GenBank genome assembly.
CCUGGGUUGACCUGGGUGGGAGACCCCCAGGCAUGAUUGCAGAUGCAGAGCAGAACGGCCGGAUCAAGCCAGGGAAAACUGUCCUUAUUGAGCCCACAAGUGGUAAUACCGGAAUCGCCUUGGCAUUUGCAGCAGCUGCCAAACACUACAGGCUGAUACUCACAAUGCCAGCAUCCAUGAGUAUGGAGCGACGGUGCCUGCUCCGAGCCUUUGGUGCCGAGAUCGUUCUGACAGACCCGAUGCGUGGGAUCCCAGGGUCCGUGGCAAAAGCGGAGGAGCUGGUGGGCAGCAUACCUGACGCCUACAUGCUGCAGCAAUUUGAAAACCCUGCAAAUUGGGUGGCCCAUUUCCUGACAACAGGCCCCGAGAUAUGGAAAGACACUGCGGGAACUGUGGAUGCCGUAGUCGCUGGUGUCGGGACUGGUGGGACCAUCACCGGAGCGGCCAAGUUCCUGAAGAACGAGAAUCCGGACAUAAAGAUAUAUGCUGUGGAGCCACAGGAGAGUCCUGUGCUAUCAGGAGGAAAUCCAGGUCCACACAGAAUCCAGGGAAUUGGAGCUGGGUUUGUCCCGAAGAUACUGGACAUGUCACUUGUGGACGAAGUGAUCACUGUGCACAGCAAUGAAGCAAUAAGCAUGGGCAAGACUUUGGCAGUAAAAGAAGGACUCCUUGUAGGGAUCUCAUCGGGUGCAGCCGUCGCCGCUGCCAUGAAAGUAGCAAACCGGCCAGAGAUGGCUGGGAAGCUCAUUGUUGCAAUCGUACCAAGCUUAGGAGAGAGGUACAUCUCCACCCCUCUGUUUCAGGAUGUACGGGCACGGAUGGAGAAGCUGCAGAUCAGGCAAUGAUUGUGAAGAGUUCCUGUGGACAUGUCUUUUUUUUUAAAGAAAAAUUGCAUCUGUACCCCACUUAAAGAUGGGAAUAUACCCAGCCCCAGCGCCAACUUGCAUUUAUACCUGGAAAACGGCCGGUGGAAAUUAUUUGCAUGCCCAGGACCAGUCGCCCCAGGUUGGUACUGCAAGGUUGCGCUUAUAACCAACGACUGGAAUGCACAAAUUAUGGACUUACCCAGGCAAAAGUAUGGGCACAACAGAAAAAUUCCCUUGAAACGGGCCAAUUAAAUGAAAUUCUAAGUUAAAA